AUGGCAACAGCUCAAUCUGAAACAAAACGUUAUUUAAUCGAAGAAAAAUAUUUAUCAUUAGAUAAUAGAUUUACUAUUACAGAUGAUUCGGGAAAUAUUCAUUAUAAAGGUAAUUCAAUAUUCUUUGCAAUAGGUGAUAAACUUGUACUUACUGAUGAAAAUGGAAAUGAGGUAAUUAGAAUUCGUCAAGAAAAUUUUCAUAUUCGUCCAACAUAUAGAUUAUAUUCUGCUCGUUUGGAUGGUACUGAACGUCAAAUAGCAUUAAUAAAAAGAACUGGUCCAUUACGACAACAUAAAUUAGAAAUUAGUUCUGAUAAUGGUGAAUAUAUAUUACAAAAACAAGGUGGUGUAUCCUCUAAAGAAUUUACUUUAAUAAACGAUGAUAAUACGAUAGCACUUAUAACAAAAGACGCUUCGCCUACAAAAAGUUUUUAUUGGGUAGAUAUUAAAGAUAACAAAGAAAAUCAUUCUUUUAUAUUAGCUAGUGUGAUUGUUCUUGCAUGUGUAGAACGUUCACCAAGUGGUCAUAUAUUAAUGCCACGUUGA
Rotaria sordida is the source of this 546-nucleotide messenger RNA. The record is from the annotation of a GenBank genome assembly. Lineage: Eukaryota; Metazoa; Rotifera; Eurotatoria; Philodinida; Philodinidae.